Messenger RNA from Strongyloides ratti, 687 nucleotides. RefSeq lists its product as hypothetical. NCBI's taxonomy places the organism in Eukaryota, Metazoa, Nematoda, Chromadorea, Rhabditida, Strongyloididae. The transcript is spliced from 4 exons. The record is from RefSeq and is a predicted model, not a curated record. Bases 1 to 687 code for a protein of 228 amino acids.
AUGAAAAGAAGAAGCCAGGUAACAUUUUCAAAUUACAACAUAAAAGCUAUUUGUGGAAAAAAAUGUGAAAAGCAAAAAGUAUUAUAUUUAGUUCAGUAUGAAGAAGAAGAUAGAAAGAAUGAAUACAUUAGUAAAGAAUUACUAACGUUUGGUCCUAUUAAUCAUAUGAUAGAAGAGUACGAUAAAAGACUUUCAACGGCAGAACCUGAUAAAGAAAUAAUUAUUGAUAUGCCAAAAAUAGCAUGUAAAGAUGAAAUUAUAGAAAUAAAAAUUGAAGAAAAUGACAAAUUACCGAAAGAUAAGAAUAAGAAAAAGAAUAAGAAAUUAAAGACACAUUGUCCUUCAAAUAAUAAUGAUGUUUCAAAAGAAAAACAUGUUUAUAAGGGGAGAAUUGUUUAUGAUCCAAUUAAAAUCAAUGGAAAAGAAAUAACAAUUACGGAUAUUUUAAAAUGGACCAAGAAAUAUAAUAGGUUUAAUGAUUUUACUUCUUAUACUUUAAAAAAAGUUUUUGCUCGUAAUUACGAAAUUUGCUAUAAUGAUAUCAUGGAUUAUAAAUUUUAUGGAAUAACCAAUGUAAAUGAAGUUAUCGUUUUUACGAGAAAUCAAGUAACUCUUGAAGCAUUUUUCCUUCCUGCAUAUAAUUUUUUAAAAAAGUUUCCAUUAGCUAAAGAUGAACCACCUUGUUAA